Galeopterus variegatus (Sunda flying lemur) is the source of this 2540-nucleotide messenger RNA. It is a transcript of the gene EIF4H, whose product is annotated as eukaryotic translation initiation factor 4H. The record is from RefSeq and is a predicted model, not a curated record. Gene Ontology annotation, molecular function: RNA binding. The coding region runs from base 1 to 726 and encodes 241 amino acids. The transcript is spliced from 7 exons. NCBI's taxonomy places the organism in Eukaryota, Metazoa, Chordata, Mammalia, Dermoptera, Cynocephalidae.
AUGGUGAUUGCUACUACAUGUACACUGUUAGGCACUGUGUCCCGCGGCAGUGCUGGUGGCCAUGGUUCCCGUAGCCAGAAGGAGCUGCCCACAGAGCCCCCCUACACAGCAUACGUAGGAAAUCUACCUUUUAAUACGGUUCAGGGCGACAUAGAUGCUAUCUUUAAGGAUCUCAGCAUAAGGAGUGUACGGCUAGUCAGAGACAAAGACACAGACAAAUUUAAAGGAUUCUGCUAUGUAGAAUUCGAUGAGGUGGAUUCCCUUAAGGAAGCUCUGACAUAUGAUGGUGCACUGUUGGGUGAUCGGUUGCUUCGUGUGGACAUUGCAGAAGGCAGAAAACAAGAUAAAGGUGGCUUUGGAUUCAGGAAAGGUGGACCAGAUGACAGAGGAAUGGGUGGCUCUCGAGAAUCUAGAGGUGGAUGGGAUUCCCGGGAUGACUUCAAUUCCGGCUUCAGGGACGACUUCCUAGGAGGCAGGGGAGGUAGUCGUCCAGGUGACCGGCGAACAGGCCCUCCCAUGGGGAGUCGUUUUAGAGAUGGCCCUCCCCUUCGCGGAUCCAAUAUGGAUUUCAGAGAACCAACAGAAGAGGAAAGAGCACAGAGACCACGACUCCAGCUCAAACCUCGAACAGUUGCAACACCCCUCAAUCAAGUAGCCAACCCCAACUCUGCUAUCUUUGGGGGAGCCAGGCCCAGAGAGGAAGUCGUUCAGAAGGAGCAAGAAUGAGCUCGUGGUUGGGAGGGAAUGGGGUGUGGGGGGAAGUAGAGCAAGACCCCAGCCCAGCUCUUCCCCUGGGCCGGCAGUCCUGCAGCUCCCAUUCCUGCGCCUGGCAUUGUCCUCCUUUCUUACAGUGGAAACACAGAGCUUGUGAAUGCAUGUCAGCUGUUAACAAGUGGUUUUUAGUACAUCCUUGGCUUUGCUGUAUCUACCUAGUGCCCGUUUUGUGCUUUUUUUUCCCCCCUUCUAUUCCUUCCCCACUUUCCUUUGUCCUUUUUCCUUCUUGCUCCUUGUUUUCCUUACAGCACACAGGUUUCCGUGGAGGAGCGAAGGCGGCCACCACGUGGGAGUUGUUUGGGUGAAGGUGCUGCUUCAUUUCUCUCCUUUGCUUUGUCUUUUUAGUUUAGACAUACUGGCUAGACUCCGGGUGUUUCCUUUGAUUUUCUGUGCUUCUCUUCUUACCUGCAUGUUGAGUUCUGUAUUGCUGUGGCUUCCAAGAAAAAAGCAGAAGUCUCUGACAAAUUGAAUAGCAUAUUGUUUUUAUUCAGCUGUGAUCAACAUACAAAAUUUGAGGCACCUUAUUUUUAAAACAAGUAUAAAAUAUUGUUGAUCCUUGCAGAUUCUUUCCCAUUCCUGUUUACAGGUGGUCCUAUCUCCAUUACCACCUCCCCAGAUGGAUUUUUCAAGCAGAAGAAUAGACUCACAUUUCAAACAGUGCAACCUGAAAGGAAAGGAGUGUGGAAUAUUGGUGGGGAGUUGUUACCGCUUUUUGGAGACCCUGUCCAAACUAGUUAACACCUUUCACUAGGUGUAUGUGGGGCUCCUUUCUGGCUGGGGGUAGCCCACUGCCAGUUGGUUUCAUUUCCGCUGGGUUGCGGCGCUUCGGGGAUUGAGGGUGGUGGUGCUGGAGCUAACUUCAUAACAUUGACGUUACUUUUGUCUGAGUCCCUUUCUGUGUAUUUUGCAUCUCUCCCUGUAUUCGUCUGUUUCCCAGUGUAAGUAACAUAAUGAGAUACUGCUUCCCACUGCCCCAGAAAUUCAUAGUGAGCAUGGGCCUAGAAUCAGGCACUUUAUUUCACUUGAUGAUUGGAAAUUUUUACUAUGCAGAGCUGUCAAGAACCUUAAGAUAACUGUAAAUGACUGUAAAUUUCGAGGUUUGCUGCCUCAUCUUUCGGACAAAGUUUAUUUUUCCACAUACAGUGUUCAGCACUUACCUGGGAGUAGGGGUUAGGCAAUAGCUUUUGAGCUUGAACACCUGUGUGUGAAAAACAAAUGAAAAAUCUUUAGUACCUGAGUCUCAGUCUGUCCCAUUGGGAGCAGAUCGAGGUCCACCAACAGCUAGAGCCCUGGGGAAGAGAGAGACCCUGGCCAGGUUGACCAGAGGGCCAAGGGGUGGCCUGGCUUAUGCAGCGUAGUGUGCUUAGGUCAUAGUUGGUCACUAGCUGUCAUCCUUGGCUUCUCUUACUGUGUCUUUGUUACAAGGUCUCAGCAAUUUACAGAACUCUCAUGCCUUUCCAUCCUUCUACCUGUCAGCUUCUCUGCUGAGAUAAGAACCAUUUGUGUAACACCAAUACUUAACUUAAGAAAGACAUGCAUUAUGUGGUUGUAAUCAAACCUGAUGCUUUCAGAUGAGCUACUUACAUCUUCAGUGUGGAAAAGAUAAAGAACAAAACAAAUUCACCUAAACUGGGCAAUCCAGUUGACUUUUAAUGUAAGAAUGCAAUUCCAAACACUCAACACAUUCAGCUAUAUGACAGAAAGUAAAUCUAUGGAUAUGGUAUUUUGUGAAUGAUCUUUUAAAUAAAAGAAAACCUUACAUAAUA